Molecule: messenger RNA, 819 nt
Organism: Coniophora puteana RWD-64-598 SS2
Lineage: Eukaryota; Fungi; Basidiomycota; Agaricomycetes; Boletales; Coniophoraceae
Exons: 4
Coding region: 30-653 (207 amino acids)
Source: RefSeq, a predicted model, not a curated record
CCGUUUCAUCCAACCCUGUCAGUUACAACAUGGGUAGCGCAUCGUCGAAAGCUGCGCGACGGUUUCCAAAGGACAAGCCAAGUUGGUCUGGAGCAAGAACACCGGGUCCAUACGACGGCGCCCCAUCGUCAGGAGCCCCGAGGGCCGGGCGGCCUCCGAGAGUCAUGGCGAGCGAGACCAGGUCUGCAGCCAUCGAGGAAGAUGCCAAGGACCCGCAUCUAAACGCGAACCUGAGCCGCCUCGGGCCCGUGCGCGUCGACCACCACAUGCAGAACCGGCGAACCGCCGCAGACGACCAAGUGAGCAACAUGUACCGCGCGCGCACGCAGUCCGAGCUCGACGCUGCGUCCGCGUCCGCGUCGAACUUCGGGACGGCAAGCCAGAGCCAGAGCCAAGGCCAGCGGCGGAACCGCGUGCUGGCGAGCACGCUCGCGGAGCUGCUGGACGCGCGCAAGGACUCGAGUGCUGGUGGUGCUGACGGCGUCGAUGCGCGCGCCGAGCGCGCGGGCCUCAGCCCGGAGACCCUGCGCGUGCUGGCGCGACGCGUGAACACGCCGAGCGCGGACGAGGCGACGGUCAAGCGCGUUGCGCUCGAGAACGGGGAGGAAGAAGUGACCAUGGAGGCUCGGUGGGUGGAACCUGCGCGAGCAUAGGAACGAGCAAGCGCGUACGGAAUUCUGCCGCUGGGGAGGACGGGAAUGGUGAAAUCGUGAUUUGGUUCAUUGUUCAAGGUGCUAACGAUCAUGAAUGCUAUGGAAGAUAGAAAUACAGUACAGCUACAUGUAAUAAGGGCGGUCAGCUCAAAAAUGCACUCUUAUG